AUGUUUGAGGCUGGCAACUAUGUUUUGGACCAUAAAUUGUUGUUCUAUCCUUUGGCUAUCAUAUUCGCCUAUUUGUGCCUUGGAGUUCUUCAUUCAAUAUUUGCCUCUAUUUUGGCAAGCGUUGCUGGUUGGAUUUGGCCUCCGCUUCAUUUCAUUCUGAGCACUACUGGCGGUUUUGUUUGGCGACUUGCUGAUUGGUUGUUUUGGGUGGAUGAACUUGGACGGUCAGAAAUAAAAAUUUUUUUUUGUGAAAAAUUUAAAAAAAUUUUAUUUUUAGUAGUUUAA
This is a messenger RNA of Meloidogyne enterolobii, 285 nucleotides long. The record is from the annotation of a GenBank genome assembly. Lineage: Eukaryota; Metazoa; Nematoda; Chromadorea; Rhabditida; Meloidogynidae.